AGCCCCCGCGCUCAGAGCCUUUCGAUGGAGGAUGAGGUAGCCAUGUUGUAGCGGGGAGAAGAGCAGGUCUGUACGAGGGACAAAGCGGAUAUAUUCAGUGUAGAAUCGGUUCGUCGGGACCGUCCAUCCUGCCCUCUGAUCGGACUGAAACCUUCCAGCAGGCACCAUGAGCGGCGGGACGCCUUACCUGGGCAGUAAAAUCAGCCUGAUCUCGAAGGCCGAGAUCCGCUACGAGGGGAUCCUGUACACCAUCGACACCGAGAACUCCACGGUGGCUCUGGCUAAAGUCCGCUCCUUCGGCACCGAGGACCGGCCCACGGACCGGCCCAUCCCCCCUCGAGAUGACACCUUUGAGUACAUCAUCUUCAGAGGCAGCGACAUCAAGGACCUGACAGUGUGCGAGCCGCCCAAGCCGACAUGCUCUCUGCCUCAGGACCCGGCGAUAGUCCAGUCGUCCAUGAGCUCCAGCUCCUUGUCUUCUGCUGCUGCCGCUCCGACUCCGUUCCAGUCCGCUGGCUCCUACGGCCUCUUCAACCGAGCUCCUGUUCCGGCCUACAACCAGUUCACCGCCAGCCCCCUGGUGUCCCCCCAGUUUGGACCUGUUGGUGUUGGUAAGCACACAGCAGGUCGCAGCAGCCCCAGUCUGGACCCUCUGAGGAAGAGUCCCACCCUCGAGCAGGUGAUCCAAACCGCCUCAUCGGCCCCCACCGCCGCCCCCUCUGCUCCAGCCCCUGGCCUGGGGCGCAGGAGCCCCGCCCAUGCUCGCACGGCCCCCUCCGCGGCGGGCCAGGGAGGGCAGAAGGUGCAGCAACAGCAGGACGGUGUGGACACGAGGAGGGGUGAGACUGUCAGGGGAGGCCGCAGCAGCUGGUCUUCACCCCGAACCAUCUCCGCCUCUCACAUCAGUGCUGUAGAUAGAGCGUCAGCUGCAGGCCCCGCCCACUCUGUCUUUAGCCACGCAGGCGCAGACGGCCCCAAAGCGGUGAAAGGCGAGUGUGAGCAGGCGCGAGGCGGAGGCGGGGAGCCCGCGGCUCAGGGAGCACCGGCCAACCGGCGUGUACGAGGCAGUGGCUACCGUGGAAGAGGGCGCUUUAAUGUUCGCCGAGACGGACCGAUGAAGUUCGAGAAGGACUUUGACUUUGAGAGUGCCAACGCCCAGUUCAACAAGGAGGAGAUCGACAAAGAGUUUCAGAGCAAGCUGAAGCUGAAAGACGAGAAGGCGGAGAAGGCGGUGAACGGGGAGGAGAAAGGCGACUCUGCUGUUGAAACUCAGAACAGCGAGGGGAACGCUGAAGAGGAGGGUGACCCGCUGGGACCCAACUGCUACUACGACAAGUCCAAGUCCUUCUUCGACAACAUCUCGUGUGACGACACCAGGAAAGCAAACGAGAAGUCUGGAGGCUCCGUGUUCCCAAGGGAGCGGAGGCAGACCUGGGCGGAGGAGAGGAGGAUGAACGCCGAGACAUUCGGCAUCCCUCUCCGUCAGGGCAGAGGACGCGGAGGUUACCGCGGGCGGGGAGGGAUGGGUUACCGUGGAGGGCGGGGUCGCUCGGCCAGCCGGGGGUCCUUUGGGCCGCCACAGGGGGUCGGAGGCUACAGGGGAGGAUACAGAGGAAACCAGGCGGGCCGCGAGUUUGCCGACCUUUCAGCGUACAGGAAGGACAACAAAGUGGCGGCGUAGAGAGAAUGGACCGAAGCUUCUUCAGGCUUCAAAGGAAAACAGGAAGUUUGGGUUGCUAUUUGUUGACUAAAAUAAUGAAGAUUGUCUACUAGUUGUAUAUUUGUCACCAGCACUGAGGUAGACUGCUCGAACACGCCGAUGGAGAUGAGGAGGAGGCGGUUCAUCUGAGAAACAUUCAAAACAAGAAAAAAAGUCCAGAUCUCUUCACGCUAACGUGACGGUGGCUGGAGUGUAAAUGUCAUUUUGUUUCUGGGAUGUUUUUGUUCUUCAUACUGAUCUUCCCUGAACCUGUACUGAUCCUGCUCUGUUAGCGUCCAGGUUACA
This is a messenger RNA of Labrus mixtus (cuckoo wrasse), 2005 nucleotides long. It is a transcript of the gene lsm14aa, whose product is annotated as LSM14A mRNA processing body assembly factor a. Gene Ontology annotation, biological process: cytoplasmic stress granule assembly; P-body assembly. The record is from RefSeq and is a predicted model, not a curated record. Gene Ontology annotation, molecular function: mRNA binding. The transcript has 10 exons. NCBI's taxonomy places the organism in Eukaryota, Metazoa, Chordata, Actinopteri, Labriformes, Labridae. The coding region runs from base 167 to 1681 and encodes 504 amino acids. Gene Ontology annotation, cellular component: P-body.